CAGUGUUUGCCUCGGCCAUCCCUAGCAACGGGGGCCGAACGCUUACAGCAGAAACAACAACAAAAAGAAAGUCAUGUCAGCCGGCGUCCAUGCUGCAAGGAGCUUGAGAUCUGCUGCGCCCGCCUCCCAUUGGCCGGUUUCCAAUGGACAUAAUUUCCAGGAAUUCCAUGAUGAGCCUUUUCAUGGGACACAUGUGUCCCAAAAGUAGCUCCUUUUGCUCCGGGUCGUCCUGCUCACUUUCUGCUCAGCACCUCAUUCAGGACAACAUGAGAGCGCAUUACCAGAAGGUUCUGUCGGCCAAAGCUGCCGUCGACUCUUCUGUUCCAAAGACUCUCCUCACCAGUGUCAAAUAUAAAGACCAGAAAAAGAGAGAAAAACUGUUCAAAGCACUGAGGCAAUACCAGCAUAUCCUGCGGACCAGACGGCCGCUCUCUGCCCUCGGCGGGACAUCCACAAAAGGGAGCAGGAACCGCCCUGCCCGGGAUGCCAGUCUGCCCAGGCCUCUCAGCCCAGUAAGAAAGAACCAGCAGCCCCCGGUGGGAUGUCAGCCCAGCCAGGCCUUCGGUCAGAGGGCUUAA
Molecule: messenger RNA, 578 nt
Organism: Erpetoichthys calabaricus (reedfish)
Lineage: Eukaryota; Metazoa; Chordata; Cladistia; Polypteriformes; Polypteridae
Product: spermatogenesis-associated protein 7-like
Exons: 6
Coding region: 144-578 (144 amino acids)
Biological process (GO): microtubule cytoskeleton organization
Cellular component (GO): ciliary basal body; axoneme
Source: RefSeq, a predicted model, not a curated record